ACGGUAUCAAAAAAAUGAGUCGCAGAAACGGAAAUGUGCCGAAACUAGAGCUGAAGCUGAACCUGUCGCCGCCGAGAGCUAACCGGAGGAUGGAUUCGCCAAACCGAUCGGCCACAGCAUCGCCAAUGUCUCCGCCGACCUCAUGUGUGUCGUCAGAGAACCAAGAUGACACUCUCAGAAAUUCCAACAGUCCUGAGGCCACAUCCAUGGUCCUGGUGGGGUGCCCCAGGUGCCUGAUGUAUGUGAUGCUUUCGGAGGAUGAUCCUAAAUGCCCCAAAUGCAAGAGCACCGUUUUGCUUGAUUUUCUUCAUGACAACAACAUCUCAGCCACUGCAAAGACAAGGAAAAGCUAGAAUAGUAGGUCCUGAAAUCUUUUGGUACUUCUGUUGUUCCCCCUAGGACUUAUGUUAUAGCCUUUUUGUCUUUUCUUUUCUGUUUUUUCUUUUAAUUUUUUUACCUUUAGGUUGUGUUAUUAGUGCUUCAUCUUCCCCUGUUCCAAAUGUUCAAAAAAAAAAAAAAAAAAACAAGAAUAGCAGGGGGGCUACAUUAGACAAAUUUAAUAGCAGCCAGCUGCCCUAAUUUUCUGUUAAAGCAUUUUAGGCAAUUUCUGCGUACAAUAUUAUAUUUACUUUUCUGGUUUAGUAA
Mangifera indica (mango) is the source of this 645-nucleotide messenger RNA. Its product is annotated as protein GL2-INTERACTING REPRESSOR 1-like. The record is from RefSeq and is a predicted model, not a curated record. Lineage: Eukaryota; Viridiplantae; Streptophyta; Magnoliopsida; Sapindales; Anacardiaceae. The transcript has a single exon. The coding region runs from base 15 to 353 and encodes 112 amino acids.